Molecule: messenger RNA, 6739 nt
Organism: Mus musculus (house mouse)
Lineage: Eukaryota; Metazoa; Chordata; Mammalia; Rodentia; Muridae
Gene: Nrp2
Product: neuropilin 2
Exons: 17
Coding region: 889-3684 (931 amino acids)
Biological process (GO): vascular endothelial growth factor signaling pathway; sympathetic ganglion development; vestibulocochlear nerve structural organization
Cellular component (GO): membrane; neuron projection
Molecular function (GO): vascular endothelial growth factor receptor activity; semaphorin receptor activity
Source: RefSeq, marked validated
GGAUCGCUCUGCCGCGGCUCUGACAUCCACAUGCUGCUCGGCCUGAAAAGGCGAGGGGGGAGCCGGAGGGGAGGCAGAGGAGGCGAGCAAGGCACCAGCCUGCAGCCCGCCCCCGGCACAUCCUCUGAAGCACAGACACUCGGCCGGGCGCUGGGCGAGGUGGAGGUGAGGGCGGGCGCCAGCGAACUCGGAGAGCCGCUCGCACACUCGCGGGCGAUCCCAGCCGCCGCACCCGCAGCAACACCAGCAGCACCGGCCGCAGCAGCUUCCUGCCUCGCACUCCCCUCCAGAGACUGGCCAAGCGGGUGUAACCGCCGGGGGAGGCUCCAGCUUAGGGGAACCCAGAAAGGACAAGAGCCGGACGUCUGACUGCUUACCACUCCGCCUGUCCAGCGGUCGGUGCCUCUGCCCGCGUGUGUGUCCCGGGUGCCGGGGGACCUGUGUCAGUUAGCGCUUCUGAGAUCACACAGCUGCCUAGGGGCCGUGUGAUGCCCAGGGCAAUUCUUGGCUUUGAUUUUUAUUAUUAUUACUAUUAUUUUGCGUUCAGCUUUCGGGAAACCCUCGUGAUGUUGUAGGAUAAAGGAAAUGACACUUUGAGGAACUGGAGAGAACAUACACGCGUUUGGGUUUGAAGAGGAAACCGGUCUCCGCUUCCUUAGCUUGCUCCCUCUUUGCUGAUUUCAAGAGCUAUCUCCUAGUGAGGUGGAGAUAUUCCAGCAAGAAUAAAGGUGAAGACAGACUGACUGCCAGGACCCAGGAGGAAAACGUUGAUCGUUAGAGACCUUUGCAGAAGACACCACCAGGAAGAAAAUUAGAGAGGAAAAACACAAAGACAUAAUUAUAGGAGAUCCCACAAACCUAGCCCCGGAGAGAGCCUCUCUGUCAAAAAUGGAUAUGUUUCCUCUUACCUGGGUUUUCUUAGCUCUGUACUUUUCAGGACACGAAGUGAGAAGCCAGCAAGAUCCACCCUGCGGAGGUCGGCUGAAUUCCAAAGAUGCUGGCUACAUCACUUCCCCAGGCUACCCCCAGGACUAUCCCUCCCACCAGAACUGUGAGUGGAUUGUCUACGCCCCCGAACCCAACCAGAAGAUUGUUCUCAACUUCAACCCUCACUUUGAAAUCGAGAAACACGACUGCAAGUAUGACUUCAUUGAGAUUCGGGAUGGGGACAGUGAGUCAGCUGACCUCCUGGGCAAGCACUGUGGGAACAUCGCCCCGCCCACCAUCAUCUCCUCAGGCUCCGUGUUAUACAUCAAGUUCACCUCAGACUACGCCCGGCAGGGGGCAGGUUUCUCUCUACGCUAUGAGAUCUUCAAAACAGGCUCUGAAGAUUGUUCCAAGAACUUUACAAGCCCCAAUGGGACCAUUGAAUCUCCAGGGUUUCCAGAGAAGUAUCCACACAAUCUGGACUGUACCUUCACCAUCCUGGCCAAACCCAGGAUGGAGAUCAUCCUACAGUUCCUGACCUUUGACCUGGAGCAUGACCCUCUACAAGUGGGGGAAGGAGACUGUAAAUAUGACUGGCUGGACAUCUGGGAUGGCAUUCCACAUGUUGGACCUCUGAUUGGCAAGUACUGUGGGACGAAAACACCCUCCAAACUCCGCUCGUCCACGGGGAUCCUCUCCUUGACCUUUCACACGGACAUGGCAGUGGCCAAGGAUGGCUUCUCCGCACGUUACUAUUUGAUCCACCAGGAGCCACCUGAGAAUUUUCAGUGCAAUGUCCCUUUGGGAAUGGAGUCUGGCCGGAUUGCUAAUGAACAGAUCAGUGCCUCCUCCACCUUCUCUGAUGGGAGGUGGACUCCUCAACAGAGCCGGCUCCAUGGUGAUGACAAUGGCUGGACACCCAAUUUGGAUUCCAACAAGGAGUAUCUCCAGGUGGACCUGCGCUUCCUAACCAUGCUCACAGCCAUUGCAACACAGGGAGCCAUUUCCAGGGAAACCCAGAAAGGCUACUACGUCAAAUCGUACAAGCUGGAAGUCAGCACAAAUGGUGAAGAUUGGAUGGUCUACCGGCAUGGCAAAAACCACAAGAUAUUCCAAGCGAACAAUGAUGCGACCGAGGUGGUGCUAAACAAGCUCCACAUGCCACUGCUGACUCGGUUCAUCAGGAUCCGCCCGCAGACGUGGCAUUUGGGCAUUGCCCUUCGCCUGGAGCUCUUUGGCUGCCGGGUCACAGAUGCACCCUGCUCCAACAUGCUGGGGAUGCUCUCGGGCCUCAUUGCUGAUACCCAGAUCUCUGCCUCCUCCACCCGAGAGUACCUCUGGAGCCCCAGUGCUGCCCGCCUGGUUAGUAGCCGCUCUGGCUGGUUUCCUCGGAACCCUCAAGCCCAGCCAGGUGAAGAAUGGCUUCAGGUAGACCUGGGGACACCCAAGACAGUGAAAGGGGUCAUCAUCCAGGGAGCCCGAGGAGGAGACAGCAUCACUGCCGUGGAAGCCAGGGCGUUUGUACGCAAGUUCAAAGUCUCCUACAGCCUAAAUGGCAAGGACUGGGAAUAUAUCCAGGACCCCAGGACUCAGCAGACAAAGCUGUUUGAAGGGAACAUGCACUAUGACACCCCUGACAUCCGAAGGUUCGAUCCUGUUCCAGCGCAGUAUGUGCGGGUGUACCCAGAGAGGUGGUCGCCAGCAGGCAUCGGGAUGAGGCUGGAGGUGCUGGGCUGUGACUGGACAGACUCAAAGCCCACAGUGGAGACGCUGGGACCCACCGUGAAGAGUGAAGAGACUACCACCCCAUAUCCCAUGGAUGAGGAUGCCACCGAGUGUGGGGAAAACUGCAGCUUUGAGGAUGACAAAGAUUUGCAACUUCCUUCAGGAUUCAACUGCAACUUUGAUUUUCCGGAAGAGACCUGUGGUUGGGUGUACGACCAUGCCAAGUGGCUCCGGAGCACGUGGAUCAGCAGCGCUAACCCCAAUGACAGAACAUUUCCAGAUGACAAGAACUUCUUGAAACUGCAGAGUGAUGGCCGACGAGAGGGCCAGUACGGGCGGCUCAUCAGCCCACCGGUGCACCUGCCCCGAAGCCCUGUGUGCAUGGAGUUCCAGUACCAAGCCAUGGGCGGCCACGGGGUGGCACUGCAGGUGGUUCGGGAAGCCAGCCAGGAAAGCAAACUCCUUUGGGUCAUCCGUGAGGACCAGGGCAGCGAGUGGAAGCACGGGCGCAUUAUCCUGCCCAGCUAUGACAUGGAGUAUCAGAUCGUGUUCGAGGGAGUGAUAGGGAAGGGACGAUCGGGAGAGAUUUCCAUCGAUGACAUUCGGAUAAGCACUGAUGUCCCACUGGAGAACUGCAUGGAACCCAUAUCAGCUUUUGCAGGUGAGGAUUUUAAAGUGGACAUCCCAGAAACCCAUGGGGGAGAGGGCUAUGAAGAUGAGAUUGAUGAUGAAUAUGAAGGAGAUUGGAGCAACUCUUCUUCCUCUACCUCAGGGGCUGGUGACCCCUCAUCUGGCAAAGAAAAGAGCUGGCUGUACACCCUAGAUCCCAUUCUGAUCACCAUCAUCGCCAUGAGCUCGCUGGGGGUCCUGCUGGGGGCCACCUGUGCGGGCCUCCUCCUUUACUGCACCUGCUCCUAUUCGGGUCUGAGUUCGAGGAGCUGCACCACACUGGAGAACUACAACUUUGAGCUCUACGAUGGCCUCAAGCACAAGGUCAAGAUCAAUCAUCAGAAGUGCUGCUCGGAGGCAUGACCGAUUGUGUCUGGAUCGCUUCUGGCGUUUCAUUCCAGUGAGAGGGGCUAGCGAAGAUUACAGUUUUGUUUUGUUUUGUUUUGUUUUCCCUUUGGAAACUGAAUGCCAUAAUCUGGAUCAAAGUGUUCCAGAAUACUGAAGGUAUGGACAGGACAGACAGGCCAGUCUAGGGAGAAAGGGAGAUGCAGCUGUGAAGGGGAUCGUUGCCCACCAGGACUGUGGUGGCCAAGUGAAUGCAGGAACCGGGCCCGUGUUCUCUGCAGGGACACAGACAGGAGCGCAUCUCUUCGGAGUCACAGUUCUGUUUCCUUUGUGGGUUUGUUAUGAUUAUGAUUGCUAUUGUUAUAUUUUAUUUUAUUUUUGUCUGUGAGCAACUCAAAGAGGCAGAAGAGGAUGGCUUAUCCGGGGCAGAAAGUGGAGAGGUCAGUCCUGUUCUCCACAUCUCUUUCUAGUCAACACUUGAAAAGCAAAGGGGCUUUUCAGCCCUUCCAUCCUGAGAAAUGGAACCUAAGAAACAAAAGCCACCCAGCUUAGCUCACCCUCAGAUGGUCUCCCAACUCAAGAGACUUGCUGGGGUGUGUUCGGGUUCUGCCAGCCAACCCUAGGAGCUGCCGUUUCCGGUCCUAGCAUAUUGAAGUAGGAUGUUAUUGCCUUUAGCUUUUUUUAAUCCAGGGGAAGAUUGCCAUUUUAGGGUCAGCUUGAACAAUUCUUUCUUAUAUAAGAUUUAAAGUAAAACAUAACAGAAACUUCAUACACCAGAACCCAUAGACACACCUCUAUGGUUAGACACAGACAAGCCUUAAAAUGCUUUGAUGACUGGGUGCCAUUCCUUAAUCUAGACCCAGAGUUUGUGGCUGUGGGAUGUCCCUUGUAGGGUCUCAGCUGGUGGCUUUGCCUUUUCUUUUCCCUCCUAUUUGUUCUUCUACAGCGUAUACAUAUAUUCACAUGCACACAGCAUGCUCAUAUGCAGCUCAUGUGCACACACACACACACAUACUUGGGGGGGGGGGAGGAAGUGGGAGAUUUUGCAGUCUCUAUUCUUUAGUCUCAGAGCAGAGAGAAAGAAUAACAAAGGAAGAGAGAGAAACGCAGCCUGUAUUGGGAAGAAUGACCAGUGUGGACAGAGACAUUUUGUUGAAUGAGUCUCCUUGAUAGGUUAAGAACAUUGAUUUCUUGUGGGAGGCUACAUCCUUAUAGGGAUAUAAGUGCAAAGACAUGCACUUCUACCUACAAGUCAGCAAGUUCUAUGGAUGGAGAAGCUUACACACAGCUUCAACCUCAGGAGACCUGAGUUCUUAUUCAUACACAUAUGUGCCAUGUACGUACACACACACACACACACACACACACACACACACACACACACACAGCAGUUCAUGUGUUUUUUAUUAAGUGCCUUGAAAAACAAUGAAGAAAAAUGUCCUUUCCUCUAGGUAGAAAUCACCACUGUCUCACAAGUUAAGGCUCCUCCUGCUUCUCCUGCCCCAGUGACUCCAUUCCCAGCCCCCCUACCCACGGCUGAGCCACAGUGGACUGAGUCUGGCUACCCGGGGAAAAAAAUCAGAGCCCUAGAUGACUCCAGAAAGGGAGGCAUCAGGAAGAUAAUGAAAUUGUGUGAAGGAUAAGAUUGUCCUCAUCAAGAUCCAAAUCUUGACUUUCUGUUAAUGCCUAAAGAUUGUCUGUGCCCUAGAAAUACAGUCUAAGCCCCACCAGUAUGUCCAGACUGUUGCAUAUCAGUGGUAAACUGUCUGACCGUUUUUUUUGCUGCUGUGAUCACCCACAAUUUCAUUUGUCUUGCACCCAGGCAAAAGGGGGAGGGUGGACGGGACUGGCUGUGGUCCCUUUAAAUGUUAACUUAUGAAAACCCUAGUUCAGAUGGUAAUGUCGCAGUGUUUUGUAUGAAGAGGGGGAACAGUCAUGCCGACAUCUAUUUAUUCCCGCGUGUGUGUGUGUGUGUGUGUGUGUGUGUGUGUGUGUGUGUGUGUGUGUGUGUGUUUGUGUGUGUGUGUGUGUGUGUGUGUGUGUGUGUGUGUGUCGCACCCUUGAGUUCUCUGUAUCUACUGUGUAUGUGAGUGGUAACGUGGGACUCAGUGCUGGUGUUGUGAUUUUUGACCUAGAGCCUGGGUGUUACUGCUGAUCUUGGCACUCGUUGGCACAGUGGUAGAGGUGAAAAGUUCAUUUGUCUAGCCCAGGGGGGCAUAGCGUUAGGAGCCCUCUGAGCUGGGCGUGCAGUAGAAGAAAGUUGGUAUUUAGCUCACCCUCUUCUUCACCCUCCCAUGCAGCUAGGAUUCAGAAAGCUGGGGGUUUCUAAGGAGGAGAGAAGUGCCCACUCCGGGGGUCCUGCCCUCACAUGCCCAGUGGACCAUUUACCAUAAUCCACCCCCCCCCAAGACCAGCCCUGUCUAAAGUUAUGUGCAACUCAACCUGCAUUCCUCUACAAGUCCUGCAUCCACUUCACUUUGGCUGAUUUGAGGCUCUGGGUGAGUCCUGAGGGCCGAAAAGAAGCAGGGUCCCCGGGGCUACAUGUAGAUACCUCACCAAGGCUGGAGGCUGGUCUGUUGUAAGAUGUAAAGAAAGACAGCUGAGUCUGAUUCUAACUUAGCCAGAGGACACCUUGACGAAUCUGUUAUCUCUAUCUGCAGGUAAGCUAGCCAGCCUGUCUCCUUGAAUUGUUCCCUUUGGGAAAUCUAAUUCACAGUAUUGAUCUCCUUUUUUGCCUUGUACUGAAUGACACAUUACCUCCACGCUCUCCCGGACUAACUGGUCCACAGGGCCACAGGGUUGCUUGCUCUCUCUUGCAGGAAUGGGGAGUCGACAGGGAUGAGGGUCCAAGGAAUGAGCAUGAAUGACAAGAAAACAAGGGGAACAUUAAGCUUUUCCAGGGUGUGCGGUUAAAGGUAUUUGACCAUUCACUGGCUGAGCCAGAUCACGGGAACUCGAGAGCUUUUACUGUGAUUCUUCAAUGUAAAAAAUAAAACAAUGUCAGACUGUGUUUAUAUGAUUUGUAUAAAGCCUUUUUAAGAUUACUAUUUAAAUAAACAUUAUACCAGAACUA